AUGAAAAUUUUUCUCUUGCGUUCUUUGAAUUACAUAGCAUGGUCUUAUGCAUAUAUAGGUUUACUUUAUGCACUUUAUUUUAUCUACUUUAUUGUUGUACCGAAUUAUCGUGAACAAAAUCAAUUAUCGAAUACUGUAUAUUUAAUUUUUAAUAUUGUAUUUCUAUAUUUUUUCUCGCAAGGUUAUUUAAAUAUGAUUCUUACAACAUUUGGUUCUAUGUCGAAUUCUAAUGAAAAGAAAACCGAUCGAUACUGCGACACAUGUUUAGAUUACACUCGAGAACGAUCGCAUCAUUGUUAUCUAUGUCGAACUUGUAUACCUACGCAAGAUCAUCACUGUUUUUUUGUUGGUACAUGUAUUGGCAAACAUAAUCAGCUAAAUUUUCUUUUAAUGCUUUUUCAUCUCAUUUGUGCACAUUUAAUUGGCUAUGGAUUUGUUUGUAAUUAUUUGUGGAAUGAAUUGGGAGGAUUUCAUUUUGUAACUUUUUUAAAAAUUUUCCUUUUCAAUAUUGGCUAUGUAGUUGGUUUUGUUAAAACGAAAUGGGAAGCAUUUAUUUGUCUUCAUCAUUAUCUCGUUUAUUUUGAUAUAGGAUUUAUUAGUUCACUAUUUUAUCACAUGAUGAAACGAUCACUGAAUGGACAAACGUAUUAUGAAGAAAAAAAAAAGAUUUUAAGAAAAAAACAAAAUUUUUCUCAGAUAUUUGGCUCGAAUAAAUUAAUCUUGAUAUUUCCAUUUGUUCGCCCAUGA
This is a messenger RNA of Rotaria socialis, 747 nucleotides long. The record is from the annotation of a GenBank genome assembly. Lineage: Eukaryota; Metazoa; Rotifera; Eurotatoria; Philodinida; Philodinidae.